Messenger RNA from Silurus meridionalis, 2389 nucleotides. It is a transcript of the gene snx30, whose product is annotated as sorting nexin family member 30. Bases 131 to 1432 code for a protein of 433 amino acids. The record is from RefSeq and is a predicted model, not a curated record. Gene Ontology annotation, molecular function: phosphatidylinositol binding. Lineage: Eukaryota; Metazoa; Chordata; Actinopteri; Siluriformes; Siluridae. The transcript is spliced from 9 exons.
GACUUCCGGUUCUGCGCGUUGCCAGUCAGCUGACAGAUGUCUCCGCGCUGCUCCGAGAUUUCCAGACCCACCUGAGGGGCCGAAGGUAAGGCGAUCUCGCGGCGCGUUUUGUCUCUCGCUUGCUCGCACGAUGAGCGUCGGCACCCCGAAAACUCUGCCUUCGUCCGGGCAGAAAUCCAUCCAGGACAUCUGCCACCCGCUAUCCGCGGAGGAGUCGCUCCUCACUCCAAGCCCAGAUGCAGCCAACACCAGCAGCAGCAUCGGCCACAGGGACUUAAGUCUCCCCAACGGUAAUGCGGUGGACACGUCCAGCCCGGCCUCGUCGUCCUCUUUGCUAAAUCGCCUGCAGCUUGACGACGACCUGGACGGAGAGAUGCGGGAUCUGUUUGUGACCGUGGACGACCCGAAGAAACACGUGUCCGCCAUGGAGACGUACAUCACAUACAGAGUGUCUACUAAGACCACCAGAACAGAGUUUGACCUUCCGGAAUAUUCUGUGCGGAGGCGCUAUCAAGACUUUGAUUGGCUGAGGAACAAGCUCGAAGACAGCCAACCAACCCACCUUAUUCCACCAUUACCUGAAAAAUUUGUGAUGAAAGGAGUGGUGGAUCGUUUUUCAGAAGAAUUUGUCGAGACGAGGAGAAAAGCCCUGGAUAAGUUCCUGAAACGGGUUGCCGAUCACCCUGUCCUUUCCUUCAACGAGCACUUCAGUGCUUUCCUGUCUGCCAAGGAUUUGAACAAAAGGCAAGGCCUGGCUCUGCUGUCCAAGAUGGGCGAGUCUGUGAAGUAUGUGACGGGCGGCUACAAGCUGAGAGCGCGGCCGGUCGAUUUCGCCACAAUGGGUGAUUAUCUGGACAUGUUCACGCAGAAGCUGGGUACCAUCGACCGGAUAGCACAGAGGAUCAUCAAAGAGCAGUCAGAGUACCUAGUGGAGCUGAGAGAGUACGGGCCGCUCCACUCGUCAUGGGCUUCCUUCGAGCAGGAGCUUCAGGAGCCGCUGGACGGCGUUUCAGGCUGUGUGGCUAACUGCUGCAGCACCCUGGAGGAACUUACAGAGGACAUGAGCGAUGAUUUCCUGCCUGUCCUGCGAGAAUACGUCCUCUACGUUGAAUCCAUGAAGAAUGUUUUGAAGAAGAGGGACCAAGUUCAGGCCGAGUACGAGGCUAAACUGGAGGCUGUAGCAUUCCGUGAGGAAAAGAAGACAACUGUGCCCACUGAUGUGGAGAAGUGCCAGGACCGGCUGGAGUGCUUCAACGCUGACCUGAAGGCCGACUGGGAGCGCUGGCAGAAUAACAAGCGGCAGGAUUUCAGACAGUUGCUGACCAGCAUGGCAGACAAAAACAUCCAGUACUAUGAAAAGUGCCUUGCUGCAUGGGAGUCCCUCGUUCCAGUCUUACAGGACAAACGGGAAGCCAAGGCAGAGACGAACUGAGCUUUAAGCAUCACCUGCUCUCGUGAUCAGUGUGAGAUCAUGGCGGCGUGAUCAUCAUUUUCCUACCGGGGACUCUGAGGAACAAGUGGAUGGCCUACACAAAAAAAAAGACCGCUCGAUAUUUGUAAAGUGUGUGGGUUCUUUUUUUUUUUUUAUGAAAUCCCAUCCAAGCCCCAUCUCCUCCUUUCCGGCAUGGAAGAACAUGGUCAUUUUGUGUUCCACAGAAGCACAGCGAGACAAACCACACAAUGACCUGGAGUUAUCCUAUGAACUUUUACAGACAGGAAAAGAGAAGUACAGCAGCGAAACACUCGCCAAACGUUUUCCUCAUCUAUAAAUUCCGCUCGUCUUCAGCAUGAUUCCCUUUUUUUUAAGUAUCGCGGCCUCGUCACGUGACCGUGAAAAGACAGGCCAAGGAUUGUCCACGUUUCUUUCACUAAGUUUGAUGUGUAUGCUUAUUUUUUUCUUCGUGUUGUUUCAGGAACACUACAGGUCUCGCACGGGAUCAUUUACACUUUAUUCCAAUUUGUGAUUUACGUGUUUUUUUUUUUUUUGGGUUGAUUCUAAAGGUUGUCUAAUCAGCCCUACAUGACCUCAUUAAAUAUAUACGUCCAAAUGAUUUUUUUUUUAUAUUUAUAUAUACACAUAUAUACAUUUCCUCCAGAUUGUUGGGUUUCGCUUUGACAGGUUGUUGAAAACGAAACGAAAACGCUGCAUCGGAAAAAGGAAAUGUCUCCAGACCACUUAUUCUUUUUCUCUCUCACAGAGAUGUGAUUUCUCAGCAGGACAUGAAACUAUAGAAGGUUUUUGUUUAUAAUGUAAGCGUCAGGACUAAUUAAGAAACGCUCUGGGAUUCAAACACGUUUCACAUCUUCAUAUACUUUUCUACACAGGUGUGUUUUGAGGACCUUUUCUGUAUUGUUUCCACAUGAAAUAUAUCAAGGUUUAUUUCCACAA